Messenger RNA from Pygocentrus nattereri (red-bellied piranha), 2807 nucleotides. It is a transcript of the gene eomesa, whose product is annotated as eomesodermin homolog a. The coding region runs from base 511 to 2547 and encodes 678 amino acids. The record is from RefSeq and is a predicted model, not a curated record. NCBI's taxonomy places the organism in Eukaryota, Metazoa, Chordata, Actinopteri, Characiformes, Serrasalmidae. Gene Ontology annotation, molecular function: RNA polymerase II cis-regulatory region sequence-specific DNA binding; DNA-binding transcription factor activity, RNA polymerase II-specific. Gene Ontology annotation, cellular component: nucleus. The transcript has 6 exons. Gene Ontology annotation, biological process: positive regulation of DNA-templated transcription; mesoderm formation; endodermal cell fate specification.
GAAUCCCUCCCAGGCUCCUCCCACUCGUGCUGGCCGCACACGCGUGCGUAUAUAAACGCCCCUGAAACACCUCUCUGUCCAGCACGAGCCAGAAAAGCGCGAGAAAAGCCAAGCCCCGCAGCAGAGGGAGAGAGAGAGAGACACACAGACAGAGGGAGAAAGGGAGAGAGAGACACACAGACAGAGGGAGAAAGGGAGAGAGAGACACAGACAGAGGGAGAGAGACACACACAGAGUGAGAGUGAGAGAGACACAGAGGGAGAGGGGGGGAUAGAGGGACCGAGAGAGAGAUAUAUAGAGAGAUAGAGAGAGGGGGACAGAGGAGAGCAGACGCGCGCUCCGAACUCCCUGUCCGGCUCUCUUCGGCUCCGCGCAGCAGACGGAGGAGGGAAGCGGAGCGGCGCAGGACAUCUCGCGCGCGCGCGUGCGUGACGGAGUGGUGCGCUGCGCUCCUGGUCCAGAGCGAGCGGAGAGCGCGAGACUGAGACUUCAGCUUUACGGCCCGCAGCGAUGCAGCUGGAGAGUCUGGUGGCUGCAGGGGCGGGUGGGGGUCCCGUGCCCCUUCCGCUGCCCCUGCCCAAGCCUUUCUACCCGCCGCUCUCCUCCUCGGACAGCGCGGCGUCCGCCUCGGCCAGUCCAGACGAGCCGGACACCGGCAAGAAGUACGGCGGCAGCGGCGGCGGCGGGGCCACAGACGGCGAUCAGGGCGCGAGGAGCCCCCCUCCAUCCAGCAGCACCACCGGCGGCAGCGGCGCAGGCAGCUCCGGCGCGGCGGCGGCGGCGCGCGAGCAGGGCCCAGAGCAGGACGCGGGGCAUGACGUGCUACCCAUAAGGCGCUACGGCGCGGAAGAGCUGCUGUACUUCGGCGCGCAGGAUCCGGUCAGCUGCUCGCUCUUCCCCUACGGCGGCGGAGGCGCGCAGGGGGUCGCUGGGGCCGCCGGUGGCGCGUGCUACGGCGGCUCGAGCGCGCCGUCCCGUUACUCCUCGUCCUCCUCGUCGUCGUCGUCCUCCUCCACGUCAUCGUCCUCGCUCCACUACGGCCCCGUGCCUCUGCCCCCUCACGCGGUGUCCGGCUUCCCAUCGUCCGUGUGCGCGAGCCGAGGCCAGUUCCCGCCGCCGCACGCCGCCGCCGCGGCCGCCGCGGCCGCCGGCUACCAGUUCGCGCACGCGCAGGGUCCCGCGUGCCUGUACCCGUCCUACCCCGGGGCUCAGCGGGCGCAGGUGUACCUCUGCAACAGGCCGCUGUGGCUGAAGUUCCACCGCCACCAGACCGAGAUGAUCAUCACCAAGCAGGGCAGGCGCAUGUUUCCCUUCCUGAGCUUCAACAUCACCGGCCUGAGCCUGACGGCGCACUAUAACGUCUUCGUGGAGGUCGUGCUCGCGGACCCCAACCACUGGCGCUUCCAGGGGGGCAAAUGGGUGACCUGCGGCAAGGCGGACAACAACAUGCAGGGGAACAAAAUGUAUGUCCACCCUGAAUCUCCGAACACGGGGGCUCACUGGAUGAGGCAGGAGAUCUCCUUCAGCAAGCUGAAGCUGACCAACAACAAAGGAGCGAACAACAACAACACCCAGAUGAUCGUCCUGCAGUCCCUCCAUAAGUACCAGCCCAGGCUGCACAUUGUGGAGGUCAGCGAGGAUGGCGUGGAGGACAUGAGCACUGAAGCUAAAACUCAAACCUUCACCUUCCCAGAAAACCAGUUCAUUGCGGUCACCGCUUACCAGAACACAGAUAUCACACAGUUGAAGAUUGACCACAACCCCUUCGCCAAAGGCUUCAGAGAUAACUACGACUCGAUGUACACGGCUCCUGAGAGUGACCGACUGACCCCGUCCCCCACCGACUCCCCCCGUUCCCACCAGAUCGUUCCAGGUGCUCGCUACGCCAUGCAGCCGUUCUUCCAGGACCAGUUUGUCAACAACCUGCCACAGAACCACCGCCUGUACGGGGGUGAGCGGGCCGUCCCCCAGACCAACGGCCUCCUCUCCCCGCAGACCGAUGACUCUGCUGCCUCUUCUGCUGCAGGCCGCUGGUUCGUCCAGCAGGGUGGCGCUUCAGCCAAGCUUGACCUGACCUAUGACACCGACUACUCUGCUUCCAGCCUGCUGCCUUACGGAAUCAAACCCCUGCCUCUCCAAAGCCCCCACGCCCUGGGCUACUACCCAGACUCCUUCGCUUCCAUGGCGGCGGCCGGAUGGGGCACCAGCCGGAGCUCCAGUUACCAACGGAAGAUGACCACUGGCCUGCCCUGGUCUCCCAGGCCCAGCCCACCGGCCUUUGCGGACGACCCGCUGGCGGUGAAAGAUAAGCUGCAGGAUGAGGGGUCUGCGGGCACCAGUGCAGCGUGGGGGCUCGAGACGACUCCAGGGCUGAAGCCUGUGGACUCGAGCGACUACGCCAUGGUGUGCAAAAGACGCCGCCUGUCGCCCGGAGGGUCCAGCACGGACGCAUCUCCAACUAUAAAGUGCGAGGACCUGAGUGCUGAGGAAUACAGCAAAGAGCAUCCUAAAGGCCUGGGUUACUACGCCUUCUACACCAGCCCUUAAACUAAAUGCCAUCCUGAUGCAUUAAUACUCUCUCUCUCUCUUUCUGUCUCUCUCUCUCUCUCUCUCUCUCUCUCUCUCUCUCUCUCUCUCUCUCUCUGUUAUUUUAGAGUGCUUUGCCCAGAUUUACAUUUACUUUUAUCUUUUAUUUUUUAAGUAUCUUUUCAAUCGCAGGUGCCAAAGCUGUGUGCUCCUACUUGGUGUUGAUGAUUCAGUUCUGUGAAAGAUGGGAGAGGUUUUUUUUUCUUUCUUUUUUUUUGGGA